Molecule: messenger RNA, 681 nt
Organism: Ahaetulla prasina
Lineage: Eukaryota; Metazoa; Chordata; Lepidosauria; Squamata; Colubridae
Gene: DNAJB8
Product: DnaJ heat shock protein family (Hsp40) member B8
Exons: 1
Coding region: 1-681 (226 amino acids)
Biological process (GO): positive regulation of proteasomal ubiquitin-dependent protein catabolic process; protein refolding
Cellular component (GO): endoplasmic reticulum membrane; cytosol
Molecular function (GO): Hsp70 protein binding; ATPase activator activity
Source: RefSeq, a predicted model, not a curated record
AUGGUUAAUUAUUACGAAGUCCUAGGACUGAACCAAAAUGCCUCGCAAGAAGACAUUAAAAGGGCCUACCGUAAGCUGGCAUUAAAAUGGCACCCAGACAAGAAUCCUUAUAACAAGGAUGAUGCAGAGAAGAAAUUCAAAGCUGUAGCUGAGGCCUAUGAAGUUCUGUCAGAUCCCCAGAAACGUUCUCUCUAUGACCGGCCUGUCAAAGAGCCACGGUUCAGAGGGAGAGGAGCCUGUGGCACUUUUCCCCACAGCCCCUUUGAUUUUGACUUUGUCUUCCGCAGCCCUGAGGAGAUCUUCCGAGAGUUUUUUGGAGGAAUGGACAUCUUCGCACAUGACUCCUGGGACAAUGAGUUUGACGAUGAUAAUCGUGGAGAGGAAAAUCGGAAUGGGUUGCAAAGUCCCCUUGGCCUCUUUUCUGGACUAGGUGCCUUUUCCAAUUUUGCAUUUAAUUCUCUUGGGCCCGGUGUGCACACUAUGUUCUCCUGCAGGUCCUUUGGCGAUGACAGCAGUGGAGCACAGAAUUUCAGAUCUGUAGCAACUUCUACAGAAGUCAUCAAUGGACGGAGAAUCACCACUCGAAAAAUUGUCGAGAACGGCCAAGAAAGAGUUGAAAUCGAGGAGGAUGGUCAACUGAAGUCCAUAAGAGUAAAUGGAAGAGAACAGUUGAAAUGCUAA